AUGGGCAAAACCCAGAUCAAGGAAUGGUACAUCCGCUUGAAACAUGGCCAGACCUGGGUGGAAAACGAGGCAGGCUCAAGCAAGCCAAGCACAGGCCAAAGCAAGGAGCUGAUUGAGAAUGUUCGGCGAAUAAUCACGAAACGCUGUCAUGUAACAAACCAGGAAAUUACACAUGAAGGGGAAAUAAGCACAGGCUCAGUGCAUUCCAUUUUAACGGGGGAUUUGUGCAUGCAGAGAGAGUCGGAGAAAUUUCUCCCCAAGGUGCUGACAGCACAUCAGAAGCAACACCACUUGGAAAUUGCUCAGGACAUGGUGGACUGUGCAAACCAAGACCCAGAUUUCAUGGAGACAAUCCUCAGUGGUGAUGAAACAUGGAUUUAUGGUCUCUUCUCAAUGCGUUCGGUCAUCUUGCGUAACAACGAAAAUCUGGCAAGCUCACACUGCAUGUCUGUUUUCUAA
Octopus sinensis (East Asian common octopus) is the source of this 459-nucleotide messenger RNA. RefSeq lists its product as uncharacterized. Gene Ontology annotation, molecular function: nucleic acid binding. The coding region runs from base 1 to 459 and encodes 152 amino acids. The record is from RefSeq and is a predicted model, not a curated record. The transcript has a single exon. NCBI's taxonomy places the organism in Eukaryota, Metazoa, Mollusca, Cephalopoda, Octopoda, Octopodidae.